GUUUCUUCCUAAAUCCAGCUUGAAAUUUUGUUAAAAUGUUAUUUCGCUCAAUAAAUUCAAUGAGCUGUCCGUAAAUAAUUUCUUCAAAAACUUUUUCAACAUCUGGCAGAACAUUUAAUGGCCGCAUAUUGGUGUACAACUCAGAAUUCUUAACUUUAGAGACAGGAGUUAUGGUAGAACACUUCAGUUUUGUUGGAAAUUCGCCAUAUUUCAACAUAAAAAUCAUGAACAUGUACCAUACAAAUUCGUAGAGUAAUAAAAUUGCGUCUAGCAACGUAUACCCACUUAACAUUACUGGAAUCAUUGAUUAACGUAUUUACGUAUUAUCUAAUCCGUCCGAACGCUAUGGGCUUCAAAUGCCUAAAAACAAAAAUGCUCACCCGUUCUCAUUAUUUAAACCCUAAGAUGAUUAAUCGAAAUUGUAUGACUAUAUCUUGUAAUGGAAACGUUUGCCGUUCUGAAUUAAUGUUUCAUGCAUUUUUUAAUGCUUUGUAUCAAACAAACAACGCGAGUUUGACCUUUGUUUUAUUUUUUAUUCUAGGGGGAAAAUCAGACGAAAACUUGAUAAUUCCGAUCAAUGACUCGCUUAGUGGCACACUUUCCAUGGACUUCAUGUGCGCAAAAACAACAAUAAUAGCGAGCCCGGAAUUACAAGAAAACACAUUCUGGCUGAACGGAAAAGAACAAAGCUUCAACAACAAAAGAUUAACUAACUGUUUACAGGAAGUAAAGCGCCUAGCUAGCAAAUCCCUACCUCAUCUGAACUGGAAGUUUUCCAUCAAAUCUGAGAACAACUUCCCGACAGCGGCAGGUCUGGCAUCAUCGGCAGCCGGAUAUGCUUGUCUAGUUUCAGCUUUGGCCAAGCUGUACGAGAUAGAAGAUAAUGUUUCCUUCAUAGCUAGGAUGGGAUCUGGGAGUGCUUGUAGGAGCAUGUAUGGUGGAUGGUUCGGAGAUCGAGCAGACCAUUGAGCCAGGUCCUUCUUGACGUAUCCAACGAUUGUAUGUUCCUGUUAAGCAGUUAAACACGUACUAUCAACCACCAAGAAGCUGCUGGAUGUAACUCAAAAAAAUGCUUGACGUAUUUGAAAGAAGUUUAGUAUAUGUCGAGGAAAUUGUAGUCUCGCGCUCCAGCUAUAGGUUCUUUGGUGUAAAGGAUCAUCUCCUGAUGGUAGGGACUCGAUCGCAAAGCAAAUUGCGCCAGCUUCUCAUUGGCCAGAAAUGAGAGUAUUAAUAUUAGUAGUGAAUGAUGAAAGGAAAAAAGUACAGUUCUACUGAUGCAAUGAAGAGAAGUGUCCGAAACCAGUGAACUUCUUAAAUACAGAGCAAACCAAAUAGUUCCAAAAAUGACCAAAGCAUGCAUAGAAGCUAUU
Molecule: messenger RNA, 1370 nt
Organism: Acanthoscelides obtectus
Lineage: Eukaryota; Metazoa; Arthropoda; Insecta; Coleoptera; Chrysomelidae
Source: the annotation of a GenBank genome assembly